AUGGACCGCUUCCAGCAACCCUCCGAGCUGGACGAGGCGACCAAAGCCCAAACGGCAGACGCGCUCGUCAAGUCGCGUCAGUUCCUUACCACCCGUCUGCUGCCGGACCUGGAACGGGCAAAUCGUGACCACCAGAGUCUGGUCGCGCAGAUCGACGAGUACAGGAAGCUGCGCGAGACGCUACGGUCCCUAGACACCGAUGAAGGGCGGAUGAAGAACGAGAGCGUAGUGGACAAGGGAGCGACGCUGUUGGCGGAUGUGGGUGGUGGAGUAGCCGUUCCGACUCAACUGCUGCAAGACGAGAAACCGAUCAUCUCGCUAGGUCUCGCCAACUUCUACGCACAACUCACAAACAGGGAGGCGAGAGCCUUUAUCAACAAGAAGCUCACCCUGCUCGAGGCGAAACGAGAUCGAGCGAUCGACAAGCUCGCCCAGAUCGAAGCGCACAUUCAUCUCACGUCUGCUUCCAUCACGCAGCUCGACAAUUUGCAUCGCGGCGGGUCCAUCAUCGACGAUGUAUAG
Molecule: messenger RNA, 522 nt
Organism: Kalmanozyma brasiliensis GHG001
Lineage: Eukaryota; Fungi; Basidiomycota; Ustilaginomycetes; Ustilaginales
Product: Prefoldin alpha-like protein
Exons: 2
Coding region: 1-522 (173 amino acids)
Source: RefSeq, a predicted model, not a curated record